Molecule: messenger RNA, 917 nt
Organism: Ornithodoros turicata
Lineage: Eukaryota; Metazoa; Arthropoda; Arachnida; Ixodida; Argasidae
Product: THAP domain-containing protein 1-like
Exons: 3
Coding region: 135-734 (199 amino acids)
Source: RefSeq, a predicted model, not a curated record
UACAGUCUUCUUUCGGAUAUCGUUCCAAUCCAAAGCAAUCCAAUUGUUUUUGGGUGUUGUUUUUAGAGCGUUGUCAAAUUCGAAAUUAGAGAACCAUAAUAUUUUACACUGGCAGUGGGACGAAGAAGCUAAAAAUGCCGAGCUGUUCCGCCUGGGGCUGUAGAAACAAGCAAGGCGGCACAGUGGGCGCAUCAUUUCACAGGUUUCCGUUCGGCAGAGCAGAUAUCCUCAAAUUGUGGUUGCACAAUAUGAGCCGCGAAAAUUGGGAGCCGAAUAGGAAGUCACUUUUGUGCUCAGACCACUUCCUCGAGCGAUGUUUUGACCGGACGGGACAAACAGUACGACUCAGAUGGGCUGCGAUUCCGACUAUGUUUGCUUAUCCGGAAGAUAAAAAGCCCGAAGUCAUAGAGUACAUUGGUGACAAGGCACAUGCAGCCGAAAGCAACCUUACCAACCUCGACGUGUUUGAAGUGGAGGAGGAUGACGACGACUUGCCAGUUGUCACCACAGCAGCGGACGAUGCAGUAUUGGACAAGGCAGCUGCAGCUCAUGGCAUUGAGCACAACUACCACGAGGAUCCAACCAAACAGGUGCCUGCUGAUGUUGCCGAUAAGGUCAGGUUGAGGAAGAAACUCAAAACAGCACACCAGAGGAUACGACGCCUUGAUGAGAGGGUCUCCACUUUAAACGACAUGGUCUACUCCCUGCUUCACAACAAAAUUACUGAGUUAUAGCUGUAGCUUCUCUCAUCUGAUGAGAAGUUGGACCGACUGUGUGCUUUUACAGUGACCACAUGAGGUAGAACUUGGUUGACAGUACAGGUUGAGUGUUAUUGGCGCUGUACGAGAGUGGCAAGUCUAUAGAAGGCAGCUCCGAUUAGUUCAAACAUGGUGGUCUAAUAAAAUAGUGUAAAGGCA